AUUUUGUUGUCAAAUUUCGUUGCGCAAACCGAAGCAUUGAUGAAAGGUAAAACAGCCGAAGAAGCAGAGAAGGAAUUGAAAGCAUCCGGAAUGAGUGAUGAAAAAGUAGCGAAGAUUCUGCCUCACAAGGUCUUUGAAGGCAAUCGACCAACGAAUUCGAUAAUCUUACCGAAAGUGACGCCGUUCACACUUGGUGCACUGAUUGCCCUGUAUGAGCACAAAAUUUUCGUGCAAGGCGUUAUCUGGAACAUUAACAGCUACGACCAGUGGGGUGUGGAAUUGGGUAAGCAGCUGGCGAAAGUUAUCCAGAAGGAGCUGGAAAGCGAUAGCCCGUGCAGUUCGCAUGAUUCGAGCACGAACGGCAUCAUGAAUUUCAUCAAGCAACAGAAAAAGAGCUAA
This is a messenger RNA of Gongylonema pulchrum, 399 nucleotides long. NCBI's taxonomy places the organism in Eukaryota, Metazoa, Nematoda, Chromadorea, Rhabditida, Gongylonematidae. The record is from the annotation of a GenBank genome assembly.